Messenger RNA from Mercurialis annua (annual mercury), 1050 nucleotides. RefSeq lists its product as uncharacterized. Gene Ontology annotation, molecular function: ribosomal large subunit binding. Lineage: Eukaryota; Viridiplantae; Streptophyta; Magnoliopsida; Malpighiales; Euphorbiaceae. Bases 96 to 884 code for a protein of 262 amino acids. The record is from RefSeq and is a predicted model, not a curated record. Gene Ontology annotation, cellular component: mitochondrion. Gene Ontology annotation, biological process: translation. The transcript has 8 exons.
UAAAACAUUUCAUAAACCCUGUCCCUCUCAAAAACCCUAUUAAUCUCCGUCACUCUCAAAACAAAAACAAAAUCAAAGAAAAAAAUCAGAGGAAAAUGGCAAUGGUUUUUUUGAGACGAUCCAUUGCUUCAAGAAAUACAAUGGCCAUGCUAAUUAGAAGCUAUUAUACUACUAAUUCUAAUAAUUUUAUUUCUAUUCAAAGCGGCAAUUUGAUAGAAAUUAAAUCUAAUUUUACAAGCUUUGAUUUCUUUGCUGAAUCUCGUCGAGCCUAUGCCAAAGGCAGAAAAUCAAGGGAUGAUUCUGAUGGAGAUACUCUUCAAGUUGCGGCUAGUAUAGGCCCUGCUGUUAAAGAAAGCGCCGCGUCUCAGAUGGAUACGGCUAUAGUCGCGUUGUCUCGUGAAUUGACUAAAUUACGAACGGGACGGGCUUCUGCGGGAAUGCUUGACCACAUUCUUGUGGAGUAUGAUGGUGUCAAAAUGCCUUUGAAUCGGAUUGCUGUUGUUUCUGUUUUGGAUCCUAAAACGUUGUCUGUAAAUCCUUAUGAUCCCAAUGCACUUAAGGCACUAGAAAAGGCUAUUGUUUCAUCUCCUUUCGGGAUAAAUCCUCAGGUGGAUAGUGAGCGGUUAAUUGCACCUAUACCACCAUUAACUAAAGAGCAUAUGCAGGCUAUGUGUAAGGUGGUUGCAAAGUCUUGUGAAGACGUUAAACAAAGCAUAAGAAGGGCUCGCCAGAAGGCACUGGAUACAAUAAAGAAAGCAGGUUCGAGUUCUAAGGAUGACGUGAAGAGAUUGGAAAAAGAGGUUGAUGAAUUGACAAAGAAGUUUGUCAAGUCAGCAGAAGAUAUCUGUAAAGCAAAGGAAAAGGAAAUUACUGUGGGUUGCUAAAUGAGUAUUGAGAUAGUGCAACUGUUAGAUCAGGAUUUCACAUUUUAAAUAACCAAAAGAAAUACAACGGUAAUAUUAUUCAUUGAAUUGUUUUGUACAAGUUUUGUACAACUGUUAGAUCAGAAAUCCAUAUUUAAUAUUACCAAAUAAAAAAUACUUGAUUGAA